Molecule: messenger RNA, 1254 nt
Organism: Mastomys coucha (southern multimammate mouse)
Lineage: Eukaryota; Metazoa; Chordata; Mammalia; Rodentia; Muridae
Gene: Ech1
Product: enoyl-CoA hydratase 1
Exons: 10
Coding region: 32-1102 (356 amino acids)
Cellular component (GO): mitochondrion
Molecular function (GO): delta(3,5)-delta(2,4)-dienoyl-CoA isomerase activity
Source: RefSeq, a predicted model, not a curated record
CUGCUAGAGGGCGCUGGCUGCGGUGGCUUCGAUGCCCUUGAUCAACAUGGCGAACAUUUGUGCCCGCCCCCCUGUGUAUUUCUUCGGUAGUAGGUCUCAGGGCUUCAGAGUUCCCGAGAUGGCUACCGCGAUGGCAGUUCCCAGCAAACUCCUUGGCCUGAUGAUGCAGCAGCUGAGAAGUACCAACCAGCUGUACUUCAACAUCAGCCUUCGAUCUCUGAGCUCCUCUGCACAGGAGGCCUCCAAAAGAGCCCCCGAGCAAGUCUCAGACCACAACUACGAGUCUAUUCAAGUAACAUCUGCCCAGAAGCAUGUUCUCCACGUACAGCUAAACCGGCCAGAGAAGAGGAAUGCCAUGAACAGGGCUUUCUGGAGGGAGUUGGUGGAAUGCUUCCAAAAGAUAUCCAAAGACUCUGACUGCCGGGCUGUUGUAGUCUCUGGGGCAGGAAAGAUGUUCUCUGCAGGUAUUGACCUCAUGGACAUGGCGUCAGACAUCCUGCAGCCCUCAGGAGAUGAUGUGGCCCGCAUAGCCUGGUACCUCCGUGAUCUCAUCAGCCAGUACCAGAAGACCUUCACUGUCAUUGAGAAGUGCCCCAAGCCAGUGAUUGCUGCCAUUCAGGGAGGCUGCAUCGGCGGAGGUGUGGAUCUCAUCUCUGCCUGUGACAUUCGCUACUGCACCCAGGAUGCCUUCUUCCAGAUCAAGGAAGUAGAUGUGGGUCUGGCUGCUGAUGUCGGAACACUGCAGCGACUGCCCAAGGUCAUCGGGAGCCAGAGCCUGGUCAACGAGCUGACCUUCACCGCCCGCAAGAUGAUGGCUGACGAGGCCCUGGAAAGUGGACUGGUCAGCCGCGUGUUCCCAGAUAAGGAUGCCAUGUUGAAUGUAGCCUUUGCCCUGGCGGCCGAUAUUUCCAGCAAGAGCCCUGUGGCUGUGCAGGGUUCAAAAAUCAAUCUAAUCUACUCCCGAGACCAUUCUGUGGAUGAGAGCCUUGACUACAUGGCCACCUGGAACAUGAGCAUGCUGCAGACCCAGGACAUCAUCAAGUCAGUCCAGGCAGCCAUGGAGAAGAAGGACACAAAAAGUAUCACUUUCUCCAAGCUCUGAGUGUCUUCCUGACCCUGAGAGAGGAAGGCUCCGUGGAGCCAGGCUGGUUCCCGCGGUGCCUUCCCAUGAGGUCUCCCAGUGUAUAACUUUAUGACUUAGUUCUUCAUUUCCUGGGGCCUUAUCUUCACUGUGAACAAUAAAGUUUGAACACA